This is a messenger RNA of Fraxinus pennsylvanica, 441 nucleotides long. The record is from the annotation of a GenBank genome assembly. Lineage: Eukaryota; Viridiplantae; Streptophyta; Magnoliopsida; Lamiales; Oleaceae.
AUGUUAUUUUAUGUUUCCACAAUUUUAAAUGCCUCAUUUCUUUCUAGUCAAUUGUCUGAUAUUGAAACCUUGAUUGAGAAUAAUUAUGUGAGAUGGAAACGAGACGUAGAAAUAGCACUUGAUCUUUUGGGGUUGGAUUUUGCAAUGGAGAAGCAGCUUUCGAAAUCCACAGAUAAAAGCGAGCAUGAAAAGUGGGAAAUAGUUAAUAGACUUUGUUUGAAAAUUAUUAAGCACUCCAUAUUCGAUUCCAUUAUGGGUGCUAUUCCAGAUAAUGAAAAUGCUAAAGGUUUAGUGGAUGCUAUAGGAAUGAGAUUUGUUGAGUAUGAUAAAGCUGAAACUGGAGAUAUGAUGGACAAAUUGAUAAAUAUGAGAUAUGCUGGUGCAAGUGGAACUUUGGCCUUUGUUUGUUUUGAGUAUUCUUUUGUGGAUGUUCCUUUAUAG